Messenger RNA from Labrus bergylta (ballan wrasse), 4575 nucleotides. It is a transcript of the gene coro1ca, whose product is annotated as coronin, actin binding protein, 1Ca. Gene Ontology annotation, molecular function: actin filament binding. The record is from RefSeq and is a predicted model, not a curated record. Lineage: Eukaryota; Metazoa; Chordata; Actinopteri; Labriformes; Labridae. Gene Ontology annotation, biological process: neural crest cell migration; actin filament organization.
AUGAUGAGACGAGUUGUACGGCAGAGCAAAUUCCGUCACGUCUUUGGCGCAGCGGUGAAGAACGACCAAUGCUAUGAUGAUAUUCUGUCAAGGGUCACAUGGGACAGCUCCUUCUGUGCAGUCAACCCAAAAUUCGUUGCCAUAAUUAUCGAGGCCAGUGGUGGCGGGGCUUUCCUUGUUCUCCCUCUUCACAAGACAGGCCGCAUUGACAAAUCCUACCCCACAGUGUGUGGUCACACAGGCCCGGUGUUGGACAUCGACUGGUGCCCUCACAAUGAUCAGGUCAUCGCCAGCAGCUCAGAGGACUGCACAGUGAUGGUGUGGCAGAUACCUGAGAAUGGUCUCGUCACUGCACUAUCUGAGCCUGUAGUGGUUCUGGAGGGCCACUCCAAGCGUGUUGGCAUCAUCACAUGGCAUCCAACAGCACGCAAUGUCCUGCUAAGUGCAGGUUGCGACAACCAGAUCUACAUCUGGAACGUGGGCACAGGGGAGGCCAUGAUCAGCCUGGAGGACAUGCACCCUGACGUCAUUUUCAACGUGUGCUGGAACCGCAACGGAAGCCUCAUCUGCACCUCGUGCAAGGACAAGGCCAUCCGUGUCAUCGACCCUCGCAAGGAGACCAUCAUUGCUGAGAAGGAGAAGGCACAUGAGGGCGCUCGACCAAUGAGAGCCAUUUUCCUCUCCGAUGGAAACCUCCUCACAACCGGUUUCAGUCGCAUGAGCGAGCGACAGAUCGUCCUUUGGAACGCACAAAACAUGGAGGAGCCCAUGACCGUUCACGAGAUGGACACCAGCAACGGAGUUCUGCUGCCCUUUUACGAUCCAGACACCAACGUGGUUUACCUCUGUGGGAAGGGUGACAGCACCAUCCGUUACUUUGAAAUCACGGAUGAGUCUCCCUAUGUUCACUAUCUCAGCGCCUACUCCUCCAAGGAGCCUCAGAGGGGGAUGGGCUACAUGCCUAAGAGAGGCCUUGACGUCAAUAAGUGCGAAAUUGCAAGGUUCUUCAAACUGCAUGAAAGGAAGUGUGAGCCCAUUGUGAUGACUGUCCCCAGAAAGUCUGACCUCUUCCAGGAUGAUCUGUACCCGGACACGGCCGGCCCGGACCCCGCCCUGGAGGCCGAGGAUUGGUUCGAGGGCAAGAAUGGAGACCCCAUUCCCAUCUCCCUCAAGAACGGCUACGUCCCCAACAAAAGCCGCGAAUUCAAGGUGGUUAAAAAGAACUUUUUGGACGGCAAGGGGACCAAGAAGUCAGAGAACUCGAGCCCUGCCAACAGGUCUGCCUCCCCGACUCCAUCAAUCAAAUCUGAAGCCAAGCUGGAGGAGAUCUUGAAAGAAAUCAAAUCCCUAAAGGACCUGGUCAGCAGUCAGGAGAAGCGAAUCAUCAAACUUGAAGAGCAAAUGUCCAAAAUUGCCAUUUAGUGACCCUUGACCCCGACCCGCUACAAUUCAGGACGUUCCAUUGGCUGGGGGUGGGCGGGACCAGUCACUGCCUCUCUCAAUGACAGUGUUUCGCCUGAGGCCUGCCUAGCAACGAUCCCUAGCAACAUUCCAGAUGAACUUUUUCUUAUCCAGCCCCCCGACCCCUCACUUCAACACAGGUGGAAUAAGGACGUGUGGCAAACUAAGCAGGAAACACUCUCGCUUUUUUGUGACAAGACUCUAUUCCUUUUAUUGUGUGGCAGUCUUUUUUUUUAUUUUGUCUACUUGUGUCAAACAGUCCUACUUAUUCUUGAUUUUAGAAUUAUGACCAAGGAAAAAACGGUGUCUAUAGAGUCCCCUUUGCAUCUCCACAUAUUUUUAAGUAGGUUCAGUUGUUUCAACAUUAUUUCCCCCAAAAUGAUAAAGUUGCCAAAUUUCCGAUUAUGGGAACGCCCCCUUUACAGUAUUUCUUUUUUUUUUAUGUGGAAACAUCCAAACCAGGAAUGCUUAUUGCAGUCAACAGGUUAUAAAAGGAGGAGGAGACCGCUGUCAUUGACGUUCUUUGAAAUAAAAACAAUAAACUAAAAGUUAUUUCCACAUCCUUAAAAUCUACAGCGAGGAUGUUUAAUUCUGAAUGAGCACAGAUAAACCUGUCGCAGCCAACAUACCGCUUAGCCCACAGACGAGACGUGAAUGAGACGUCUGCCGUCUGUGUCCCAAGCUGCUCAAACUAACGCCUGCUUUCUGCCACUCCUGCUGCUUCCCGUCGUUCUGACUGUGGACAACGGUCCGUGUAAACAUGCAUUCCUUUCUAUCUGUCCUUAAUUAACAUGCACCGCGUGCGUCAGGCGGAGAAACACAUUCCACAACAAUCCUCGGCAGUUCUUGACGCAGGCGGGAAAAACACCUCUGUAAAGUGAAACCCCUCGGUCGUUUUGUGUUUGUGACAUCUCUGUGUUGCCCAUGACGACACUGACCUCGGCUCUGCGGAGUUUCUGUGCGAGGUUCAGUCAACUGCCUCGGUGUUAGGCAACCACUCGGGUUGAUGUCCAACAUACACGUGUCGUCAGCUGUAGUGGGAUUGUUUUUUUUAUACAGAUCUGAGACUUAAAACAAAGCAUCCGAGGAGUGCUACAGAAACUGUUCAUGAUGGACGUUGAAGGUCUGGAUUGUGCGUGAACACGUGCCUCUUCUGGCUUCCUGUCACUAUGGAUCUCUGCUUUUUUUAUUUUUAGGGGGAACUCAGUAGAGAGGUCAAAACUGCACUGCAAAAAAACUUAAAUCUAAGCAAGUGUGUUUGUCUAUUUUCUAGCCAAAUGAAUCUUUUACAUUUGAUACAAGUCACGAUCACCUGACGAGUCCCGAUAAGAAUAAAUAAAAAAAAAUAAAAACUGAAUCAUAGCAAAAUUUGCUAAAGUAGAACUGACAUGAAAGGUUGUCAGGAUAACAGAGUUCUUAAUAUCCAUACCUGUUCAGUUACCAUGGCAACAAAUGUAGAAGUCUUAGACACCCAAUAUCGGAACUGUCUAAAUUGCACAGUUAGCUCAUAUUUGUGCAAUAGCGCGUGCAGGAGAUUGUCUGCAAUCCUUAAUGGAUGCAUUCCUCUCCGACACAGCAGUCUGAUGAAUAAGAUCUAGGUGUUUUUUAAAGCUUCAGCACUCUUUUGUUCCAUCUUUCAUUAAAAAUAACAAAGAAUGCAUUGAUUUAAACACGGAGUAUUAAAAAAAAAAGACAUUUUUGACAACCUUUCUCAGAUAUUCCUCCUACUUUAGACAUUCGGAUAAAAGUUUCUUGCAGCUUUGGCAGAUAUUUGUACUCAUCACUUCAGGCUUCAUUUUCUGCUCUCUAUAUCUUGAAAUAGGAUGUUUUUCUGGGCUUGUCAGGUGAAUGUGGCUUAUAAUAACGUGUGAUGAGAUAUUUGUGACUUGGUAAGAUUUGAUUUUUUUUGCAGUGAGGUCUUGAACUUGGAUGAAUUGAACACCCAGGUUCCUCCUCUUGUCGUUUAGUGUUUCUUGUUCCAGCUGUGCUCGUAUCCCUCUUAGCACUUCCACAUCUUGUAUAUCUUAAGGUUACUCCCCAAUUAGCCCUCCAUCAGUCAGUUAAGGAACCAUUUCAACGCCCGGUCCGAGCUGCUCUGUUCAAGCAGCUCUGCUUCCUCCUGAUGUUCGUUCCCCAUAUGGAAGCUGAGACGGCUUAUGGUUCAGUCUGUUGUUUGCCUUCAAUGUUUGUUACCACUGUAAAGACCUGAAAGUGCCAUAGAGGAGAGCACGGACGUGAGUGUUUAAAAGGGGACUGUUGUGUGAUAGGUUUGUGUAGAAGAGUCAAUAGGUGCCCGGAUUUAAAAACCACUUUGAGGUGCUCGUACUAAAGGAAAAACUCGUUCAAAAAGACCCUGUUUCUGAAGUCCUGCCGACCCCAUCCCACAAUCCACCAGGUGACAUUUUCUGGUCUGGAUUUGUUUGCUUUGCUGCCGCUGACGUUCACCGCUUUCCAACCUCGGUACGGGUAUUCAAAACAUCCUCAGAAACGAUGUCAAACCGAGAAGCUGUUUGUGAACGCACAGUCUUUAGAUCCAUCAUGAUUUAAGAGAGUGAGAGGAAAGCUGCAGAAACAGAAACGGGUCUGAUGCAACGACACUGCCCUAUCCUGUAUAUCAGUUUCUUUACAGCACCGUCGGCACGAGAGAGAGAAAGAGAGAGAAGUAUUUGAGGAGUAGUGAAUAGUGAUCCAAAGGGACUCAGUAGGUUGAGAAAUGUGAUGUUGAAAGAUAGAUGUAUGUUUGUAAUUAAGGUCUAGGAAAUGUGUGAAAGCUGUAAAUAACAUGACCAUAUUUUCUGUAUUUUUUUUUUUUCAUUUUGUUUGGUGGUUGUGCUGAAGAGGGUAUUUGUGUGGGAGGUGGGUUUUAAAUGUUUCCCCUUGUCUGUGUUCCCUGCACCUUGCCAUAACGCAUCAUGAGAAAAGCAGAACCGCUGUUUAAUGUCGGAGGUCGUGUGAAUAUCGAGAAAGCCAAUCAGACGAAGAGGAGAGAGGAAAAAAAAAAAAAACGAAACCUGGACGAAGCCUUGUGUCUGCUCAGCAUUUUUGUUCAUUAUUCUUGCUUCAAGUAUCAAACAUUGAUUAUAAGAAAAAUUAAUAAAGAAUUUUUAAAAUGGG